AUGAGUCUUUCGCCACCAAAGCGAGUUGCUCGAGCUGCUCAACAAGCUCUCCAACCUUCGAUCGACUCCAAUAUCGACAGCGUGCCGGCCAACGCUGUCUCUCCCGCUGCAACUCGCCCACAUACCUCGAAACACCCUUCCUGGGUUGGUCCCAAACCUCCCGGCAGAAAGACUCCCAGCAUCGUCCCAAUGAAGCAACCGAUCACCAUCACGUUCUCCUCUCCUGGCCUACGCCCGCCUGUCUACAUCGGCACCGACCUCACCGAUCCACAAUGGGACCCUGUAGAGAUGGACGGCGAGCAGACGGACAAGGGCGAGUACACCUUUUGCAAGUCGUUCAUGGCUGAGGAGGGCGAAUAUCAAUACAAGCUUCGUCUUGGGCCGGGCGAUUGGUGGAUAUGUGAUGAUAGCAAGCCAAAGGUGGAUGAUGGGAACGGCAAUGAGAACAAUCUGGCAGUCGUCGUAGCGGACCCGACCCCACCUCCACCUCCAAGCAAGGACGAGCAACAUCCAUCUCUCGACACGGUCGAUUCUGUCACGGGCUCGAGUGCUAGUGGUUCUGGACCUCUUUUCCGACAUGAGACUCUGGCCCCGCCAGCUGGGGCACCGCGAGACAAGGAAGAUGACGAGGAGGUUGAACGUCCACCGCUCUUGCGACACGAGUCUAUUGCACCGUCAUCCCACGAGCAGAACCACUCGCCGCUAUUCCGACACGAAAGCAUGGCCAUCGACGAUAAGCUUCACAAUGAGCCACCUCCCCAAUUUCGCAAUGCUCGCAAGUCCAGCAGCGACUCGAUCCCGCAGGAGGCCGAUCCCAACGACCCAUCACUGGAAGUGUUCCCAACUGACCACAAGGGCAUCAUGGAACACCUGAAUCGCACGCGCAGCUCGAUUCAGGAAGACGAGACCUCGGACGACGUCGCUAGCCCAUCACAAUCACCUGCAAACUCGGCUAUUGCAAGUGUGUCACCGUCAUUGCCAAGCGUUCGGGAAGAUGAGGACGGUGAACUGGACCACCUGCGUGAAGAAGCUGGACGAGCUGUCGAUGCAGAGAAUGAGGAGCUAUUGUCGCCCAAUUCUGACGUACCGACGCUGCGUAUUGUCGAUGUUGACAUGGACAGACCGGCCGCUCCCAUCACACCACCUGAGACGCCAAAGGAAGACGAUGACGAUAAGGAGCUUGUGGACAGCCCGAUGACUUCGCGGAUGAAAGUGGAGCAGUUGAAGCAGGUAGUUCGUGAGAAGGUCACCAGGGCGCAGGAGAAGCUUCAGGAAAACACAGAACAGGUCAAAAGUUCUGCGAUUCCUGGAUUUUUCCUCGUCCUUUCAUUCGCCGUGGCACUCGCAUCAGCGGGCGUUGCUUGGUGGUACAUCAAGACUGGAGCCGACAAUGUCGUGGUAGAUGGAUGA
Messenger RNA from Zasmidium cellare ATCC 36951, 1410 nucleotides. RefSeq lists its product as uncharacterized. The record is from RefSeq and is a predicted model, not a curated record. The transcript has 2 exons. NCBI's taxonomy places the organism in Eukaryota, Fungi, Ascomycota, Dothideomycetes, Mycosphaerellales, Mycosphaerellaceae. The coding region runs from base 1 to 1410 and encodes 469 amino acids.